Rhodotorula graminis WP1 is the source of this 1356-nucleotide messenger RNA. RefSeq lists its product as uncharacterized. Bases 1 to 1356 code for a protein of 451 amino acids. The record is from RefSeq and is a predicted model, not a curated record. The transcript has 2 exons. Lineage: Eukaryota; Fungi; Basidiomycota; Microbotryomycetes; Sporidiobolales; Sporidiobolaceae.
AUGGCAACCUUCAACGACCUGCCCAUCGAGCUCGUCCGCCGCAUCUGGUCGUUCCUUGCGCGCGACCGAGCCGGCAAGCGUCACCUGUGCACCGCCGUCGUGCCCGACGUCCGCCGUCACAACUUUCGCUCGACUUUCAUCUCUUCGGCAGAGCGCCUGCACACCUUUGCGAGCCUGGUCAGCCGGCCCGACCCGCUCUCAUGGUGGUUCGUCGGCAUCAAGGGCGUCGCCGAGAGCGUGCGCGACCUCGAGCUGUACCACAUCGGGGUCCCGAGCCGAACCAAGGACGCAGUCGCGUCAGAAAGGAUCUUUGCGUCGAUGGCGUUGAUCUUGCGCCGCUGUCGCGGCCUCGAGCGCCUUUUCUGUCACGGCCCGAGCGCCAUGCCCGUCCUCCUGUCGUCUCUGCCAGCCCCGCCGCUCGACCUCCUCAAGCUCAAGGAGAUCUCGCUCUACGAGUUCGGGACAUAUUCAGAAACGUCCCCGUCGUACGGUCACUUCGCCCGUCUGCGUCGAUUCCCUGCUCUGCGCGAUCUCGUCAUCGACUGCAUGUGGCACGAGGGCGAAGCAUUCGGCGCGGUCCAGACGUACCGACCGCCCGUGACUGGGCCGUCGCCUGUCACCAACCUGUCGCUGUCCGCCGGCGAGAGCCUCACGACGCCGGCGGCUGCCGUCUUCAUCGCCGACUUUGCGCAGUUGACCCGCCUCGAGAUCACUCUCCGCGGCGGCGUCGACCUCGGGUCGUUGCUCCAGGCGUGCCCAGUCGCACUCAAGGUCCUCACGAUCCACUACUGCGAAGAGCUGCUCGAGGGCGAGGAAGAGGUCGAUCCGGUCAACGUCGAGGCCGACCUCGCGCGCUUCGUCCACCUCCGGGAGCUCACGCUCGGCAAGGGCACGUUCUCGCCGACGUGCGAGCUGUUCCCCAUCCUCUCGUCGCACGAAGCUCGCCUGCGCACCCUCACCCUCGAGCCGGGCACCACUCUCGUCGCCGACAAGCUCCGCAACUUCGUCUUCGCGCGAGGCGGUCCGUCUCGCCAACUCGAGUACCUCGUUCUCGACUCGGUCAGCUUCUAUUCGUACCCGCGUCCCUCCCUGUUCCCCAACCGCCGCGACGUCAUCGACGGCACGUUCCGCUUCGAGCGCCGAUGGAUCCUGCCCCAGUGGACCCGCCGUUUCGGCCUCGGCGACGCGCGCGCCGUCAUGGCCGCCGCCAACCGCGUCGGCGUACGGCUCGAGGGCACGGUCGUCGAGGCGGUCGAGUACGACGCGGUGCGCGCGAGCGAGGAGGCGUACCUGCAGACGCGCCGGGACGAGUCCCUGUACUCGCUGCGGACGUUGUUCAAGGAGGUCGAGGGCUGA